CUUGAUCAGAUUACCGAUGAAGCUGAUAAUGAAAUUGGUUGCUGUGCAGCAAAUUUCGUAAAGUCUUGGAUUGCCGGAAUUGAUGCUCUUGAAAACGGUCUUUAUCAACUAUCAGUGCAAUUGGAAAAGGAGCAGAAAGCAAUUAAUAAUGUGGCGGAUCAUUUUUCGGAGAGCGUGGGACUGAUAAAUGAAAUGCAUGAUAACUUAAAGGAGCAUGAAAGUUUACUCAAGAAG
Messenger RNA from Loa loa (African eye worm), 234 nucleotides. RefSeq lists its product as hypothetical. The annotation marks the transcript as partial. The record is from RefSeq and is a predicted model, not a curated record. Lineage: Eukaryota; Metazoa; Nematoda; Chromadorea; Rhabditida; Onchocercidae. The transcript has 2 exons.